GGGGCGGAGCCUGCGGCCGGCUGAGGUUUAGCUUCGCGGCCCGCGCCCGCGUUUCUCUCCCCGAGCGGGCCAUGGCUGCAACUUCCUGCUUAUCCACGCUGGCCGCGCGACUGCUGCAUUCCGCACGGGGCUACCACCUCCCCCAGCGGCCCUUCCACGUCGCCGCAGUCCGAAAUGAAGCUGUCGUCAUUUCUGGAAGGAAGUUGGCCCAGCAGAUCAAGCAAGAAGUGAGGCAGGAGGUAGAAGAGUGGGUGGCUUUGGGCAACAAGCGGCCACACCUCAGCGUCAUUCUGGUUGGUGAGAAUCCUGCCAGUCACUCCUAUGUCCUCAACAAAACCAGGGCAGCUGCAGAUGUGGGAAUCAACAGUGAGACAAUUGUGAAACCAGCUUCAAUUUUAGAGGAAGAGCUGUUGAGUUUAAUCAAUAAACUAAACAACGAUGAAAAUGUAGAUGGCCUCCUUGUUCAGUUGCCGCUCCCUGAGCACAUUGAUGAGAGGAAGAUCUGCAAUGCUGUUUCUCCAGACAAGGAUGUUGAUGGCUUUCAUGUCAUUAAUGUGGGGCGAAUGUGCUUGGACCAGUAUUCCAUGCUGCCAGCUACCCCAUGGGGUGUGUGGGAAAUAAUUAAACGAACUGGCAUUCCAACCUUAGGGAAGAACGUGGUUGUAGCUGGAAGAUCAAAAAAUGUUGGAAUGCCCAUUGCGAUGCUGCUGCACACAGAUGGGGCACACGAGCGUCCUGGAGGUGACGCCACUGUGACAAUAUCUCACCGAUACACUCCCAAAGAGCAGCUGAAAAAGCACACGAUUCUUGCGGAUAUCAUAGUGUCUGCUGCUGGCAUUCCAAAUCUGAUCACAGCAGACAUGAUCAAGGAAGGAGCAGCAGUCAUUGAUGUGGGAAUAAACAGAGUUCAAGAUCCUGUCACUGCCAAGCCCAAGUUGGUUGGAGAUGUGGAUUUUGAAGGAGUCAGGAAGAAAGCCGGCUACAUCACUCCAGUCCCUGGGGGUGUUGGUCCCAUGACAGUGGCCAUGCUAAUGAAGAACACCAUUAUUGCUGCAAAGAAAGUGCUGAGGUCCGAGGAGCUGGAAGUGCUCAAGUCCAAGGAGCGCGGAGUUGCCACCAGCUAACCGUACUCCACGCCAUUCAAAGAGGCAAAGCAGGCCAAGAGAAACAUAAUAUUCUUAAUUUAUUCUAUUGAAUGGUUUAAAACAAUGUGUUAUAUUUAUUGAAAGCUCAAGUGGGUGUGUGUAUGCACGCAUGGCUCUGCAGAAUCUCACCAGGGAGCCCACUAGUGUCCUGCAUUGACCUGGUGCUACGUGGGAGACGUCUGUCACACUGAGAAUGGAUGCUGAACCUCAUCAAAAAGCUGCCUUUUCUAGGAUCACGUUCUCCAAGUGCUAUUCCAAUAAGAGUUGGUACUCAUCUUGGGUUCAAAGCCUUCUGAGUUCAACUUGUCAAACCAAAGGAAAAACGUGACUAGAGAAAAUUAGGGAAAAGGUGAAAAGGAAGAAAUGGCAGUAAGGGGGUGGAAGAAGACAUUUCCCUACUGUUUUUAUGCACAUGGAGUUGUAACCCAUAUCCCUGAGGAGAACUGAAUUGGCUUGGUUUGGAAAAGGAAAGCCCCAAGUUACUAACUGUCUCCCUGUGGCUGAGUCACUGGGGAAAUGCUAGGGUUACUCCACUUGCUAUUGCCCUUAUUUGAACUGUUACCUUCAAACCUGUCCCCAUUUUAGUUUUCUAGGAUUGAAAAGUUAUUUCUGUGAUUGUCAAGUUGGGCUUAUGUGACACCCGUGAACUUUACAUUUCAGAUUGAUGGUGUCUGUGUGGUUUCUUUGGUAUACCUUGAGACCUAUUUUUGAAAAAAAAAACUUGGGUGUGAUAAUCAUUAGGGCAGCCUGUGUGAAACAUACUUUCUUCCACCAAAGAACUUUUGGCAGCUGCCUGCUUGUCUUUCAUGUACCCUGUUGGCUUUCCUGAAAGACUGUUAAGAGCUUGAGUUAAUAUUAAAUUUAAUCAGAUUUUCUUAUUAAAA
Messenger RNA from Nannospalax galili (Upper Galilee mountains blind mole rat), 2029 nucleotides. It is a transcript of the gene Mthfd2, whose product is annotated as methylenetetrahydrofolate dehydrogenase (NADP+ dependent) 2, methenyltetrahydrofolate cyclohydrolase. NCBI's taxonomy places the organism in Eukaryota, Metazoa, Chordata, Mammalia, Rodentia, Spalacidae. The transcript is spliced from 8 exons. Gene Ontology annotation, cellular component: mitochondrion. Gene Ontology annotation, biological process: tetrahydrofolate interconversion. Gene Ontology annotation, molecular function: methylenetetrahydrofolate dehydrogenase (NADP+) activity; methenyltetrahydrofolate cyclohydrolase activity; methylenetetrahydrofolate dehydrogenase (NAD+) activity. The record is from RefSeq and is a predicted model, not a curated record. The coding region runs from base 72 to 1124 and encodes 350 amino acids.